Austrofundulus limnaeus is the source of this 3535-nucleotide messenger RNA. RefSeq names its product SUMO specific peptidase 1 (gene senp1). Gene Ontology annotation, molecular function: deSUMOylase activity. The transcript is spliced from 18 exons. Gene Ontology annotation, biological process: protein desumoylation; proteolysis. The coding region runs from base 483 to 2666 and encodes 727 amino acids. The record is from RefSeq and is a predicted model, not a curated record. NCBI's taxonomy places the organism in Eukaryota, Metazoa, Chordata, Actinopteri, Cyprinodontiformes, Rivulidae. Gene Ontology annotation, cellular component: nucleus.
UCAUAUUGCGCGAUAGUACAAUGUCUGGUUCAGCCAUGAUGUGGUUUUGAAUGAGGAAGAAGCGGGAGAURUUAUUCUUCAACGAGUUUAUUUGAUAUUUUAAGGCACUGUGACGCUAUAUAAACGAGUUAGGCUCUGGCUCAAGAUGAAAUCAACAUUUCCGAUCGCGCUAGCAGGGACUUAUCGCAUUCCYGUUUGUAUUUAAACACUCCUCAGUAAAUUAGCCGCGUAGCUAACUACGCUAGUUAGCAUGCUAGCUGGACGCUGCUAGCUAGCGCACGGUUAGUUGUGUCGGUGCGGGCAGUAAAAAAAAAAGGUAAAAUAGUAUUUAAGAGGAGCGUUGGCCUUCAAAAACAGCCUUAGCUAAUCUACCUCCGUUGAAUGAAGCGCUUUGGCUUCAUUUGACUUGACAACACAUUACGGACCGAAAACAGCCAUAGCAUUUUGUCUUAAAACCAACUGUUAUUAAAAACUUUUGAGCCAUGCUGAGUAAACUCUAUGAGUUCAUAGAGACAACUUUUGCCAACAAUCGCAACGGUGAACCUGCUGCGGAGGGCUCGCAUGGACAUCCAACACCCAGACAGGCUUUACUGAAAAGGAAAAGACCUAUUGAAUGUUCGGGGGAUGAUCAUAACAUCCAUCAAGAUGAUAUUGCCAUUAAGAAAUCACGAAUAGGGGACCUAAUUGGUGGCGUUAAGAGUGCAGCUGAAGGGGUUAGACAAAACAGCAUCAAAGCAGUUACAUGGAUGAAGGAAAGUGUCGGCCCGACUUGGAGAAAUAUUCUGCCUACAUCCCCUGAUUCCCCUCCUGGAGAGCCACAGCCAUCAACAUCAGCAGCAGUCGGGACAGGGAGACAAAUUGUCGACAGAAAUUCUUCGUAUGAAACGUUUGCUGCUCCUUCAACAACUUUGGACUGGAAAACACUCAAAUCAGAGUCGUUACACAACGAGAAGUUUGUGAUUGGAUCAAAAGUUUGUAGGAGACAAGCUUGUAUGAGUUCUACACAUUGUGAGGUGCCAAAAACAAAUGGACACUCUUUCAACAUCCCCUCCAUCACUUCCAAAGUCCAGUCCCCCCCACGAUUAGGCAGGCCCUUAAUCCCUCAACCACAUGGAACUUCAAGUAGUUUGCCCGGUGGAGUUGAAACAACGAACACCGUCUGCACCAACAUGUACAGGAAGUCCUUUCCCAUCAAACUAACGCAGAGCCCAAAACAUGGCACCAUGUCAAGCCGUUUACACAAGGACAGGCCCUACCUCACAGCGGAAGAGUGUAUUUGCAUGGAGGAAAAGGAAAUCUACCGUCAGCUUCUGGCUCUGACUUCCGAUGGUCAGUCAUCUUCCCAUCACAACGGCAGCUGGCACACCGUUGGGAUGUCACAAAGAGAUUACAGCAGCAGCUUCCUCACCAGCCGCAGACAAUUGCAGGUCUCUUCCCCAGCUGGGUCAGCAGCAGGAGGAACCUCAGAGGGACCCAGCAGCCCCCUCAGUCCCAGGGAUAUAUCAAGUCAGUCCUCCAGUAACCUUCCCAGCCCAGUGGGAGCCUCCAGCAAGCCAGAGACCCAGACGUGGUCUCGYGAUGCAGAUCUUGUUUCCAGUAGGGCAGCUGCUCUCACAUCYGCUUUCUCCCCGUCAGUUCUACAAGACGGGACCUCUCAGGACUCACAGUCAUCAGCUCAAGAUGGUGACUCUGUAAUUAUUGUAAAUGAUCAAAAAGGCAAAAAGCAGGACAGCUCAAGUUUAUCGUGGUUGGAACCUGAAAGAUGGAUCAAAGAACUGAGUAGCAGGUAUGAUUCUCGGGCAAGAGAAAGACGGAGACUAAUAGAAGAACAGGAAGCCAUUACCGCUCAGCUGCUUAAACAGCGCUUGUUUGAGAUACAUCGAAGCCCAGAUGUGGAGGUCCAUGUUCGAGUUCCAUUGGAAAAGGAGGUUCCUUUGACUCCUCUUGUGAUAGAAGAACCAAAGCUUUUAGAGGAGAAACCAGAAUUUCCUGAACUUACAGAGGAAAUGGAGGCUGAGGUGGACAGGGUGCUGAUGAGAGGGGGAAGUCCUCAUGAAGUCCUAAGUGAAGGUUUUGGUCUCAGUCUUACACGUAAAGACUUCCAAACUCUCAGCAACCUGAACUGGCUCAACGACGAGGUCAUCAAUUUCUAUAUGAAUCUGCUGGUUGAACGCAGCAAAGACCCCAACAUGCCAUCAGUGAACACGUUCAACACAUUCUUCUACCCUAAGCUGCGCAGCAGCGGCUACUCUGCUGUUCGCCGCUGGACCAAAAGGAUGGAUAUCUUUGCGAAAGACCUCCUGUUGGUUCCUGUUCACUUGGGGAUGCACUGGUGCCUCUCUGUAGUGGAUUUCCGCAAAAAGUAUGUCACAUACUUUGACUCAAUGGGAGGUAGAAACGAUGACGCCUGCCGAUUGUUGUUCAACUACCUGAAACAGGAAAGCUUGGACAAAAAAGGCAAGGAACUGGAUACCUCAGGGUGGACCCUGCACAGUAAAAAGCCCAGUGAAAUCCCGCAGCAGAUGAAUGGUAGCGACUGUGGAAUGUUCACAUGCAAAUAUGCAGACUACAUAACCAGAGACAAGCGAAUCACCUUCACACAGAAACACAUGCCCUACUUUAGAAGAAGGAUGGUUUGGGAGAUUCUGAAGCACACAUUAUUGUGAUGCUGAGACUUUUUACAAUCACCCUACAGCUCCUAAAGACUGAGCCACCAUCUUUAGGUGGACCCACCGACAGUCCUUGUUUCUGGGCCAGACUCGCACACCAGCUCCUCACACCAGGAACCUGUUUUUUUCUGUUCUCAAGGGACAUUAAAGCCCUGGGCCGUAGUUGACAGAUGGGAUGUUGCUGGAGCACAAAUCACUGCCUCACAGUCCUCUGUUCCAGUUUUUUUUUAUGUUUGAUGCAUCGUCUGGAGCAUCAGUAAAGCAGCUAAAUCACAGCAUUGUUUUGAUUUGCCUAGCCAGAACUGGUUUUGGAUCACAGUUACAUUGACCAACAAGUCAUACUCUGAUCUGUUAUAUUUGUUCUAAAUAUUAAAUUUUUUAUCAAAAGAAGUGGUACAUAGAUGCUCUUGGUAUGGUUCAAAGAGGGAUUACUACAAAUCCAAUUUCACGAGCAGCUUGGCUAAGAUCUGUUUUUUGAUUUGGUGAAAUAUCUUUUUUUUUCUUUUUUCAUGAAAAAGGGCUACUAAUGAUUGCUUACUCAAAAUAAGUAAUCACAUCAUUUUUUGUUAUGACUACAACUGCUGCAGUCUAGACAAUUCCUCAGAGUAUGAUUCAGAUGUAACAGAUCAGUUAUAAUCUUAAACAGCAGGGUAAUAAAAUUGUCAGUAAUUCAUUAUUCUUGAUAAGAUUGUAAAUUAAAGUCUAUUUUAUAUAUUUGUUUUUUCCCCCAGUUUUGUUCAACAGCAAUUUUUUGUGGCAUAUUCAAUAUAUUUUGAAUUUUGUACAUAAUUUAAACCUACAGUGUAAUAAACAUUUUUGUAUGUAUUUACUAUUAAAUCCCGACUGAAGUCUGUUUCAGAAAUAAA